Messenger RNA from Peniophora sp. CBMAI 1063, 618 nucleotides. Lineage: Eukaryota; Fungi; Basidiomycota; Agaricomycetes; Russulales; Peniophoraceae. The record is from the annotation of a GenBank genome assembly.
AUGGAAGACGGUCAUCACCAGCGUUCUCAGCGGGCAGCUCACUUCUCUUCGCUGCCACACCAGGGAACAUAUGGAGCAGUUCAAGCACCUAUACCCGCGCCCACUACUGGCCAUUACUAUUCUGGACCGUCGCAGGACCAGCGCAUGCCGGUAGUCUUGCCGGUGACCGAAAGCACUCCCGGCACUACCGAGAUUCCAGUCGAGUCGUAUCAUUUUUCAGCGAUCGGCUAUGGUAGCCAGGCAUGGGCUGAUCAAAACGCAACCAUGCCUCCUGGAGAGUACCAUGGCAAUGCUGAUCAGUCCGCGCGUGAGGUCCCGGUAGAGGUAGCUCACCCACAUGACACUGCUUCGUAUCAGGCCACAACAUACGCACCUUUGGCAACGCCAACUUAUCCCAUGGCGCUGCUUCCAGUGCCAGUGCGUCCUCCCACGGCGUACUCGUCACAGAGCGCGACGGGCGCAGUUCGCCAACGCAGCCGUGCCGCGCGCAUGCUCUCGCGUGCCCGUGCCCACAUCGACAGUGUCCACAAAAGCAACGGCGUAGCGGAGGUCCAUUGGUCCGAGGUGGACGACGAAGGGACGUGGGUGUUGAUGUUUGUACCCGCUCAGCACCGCUAA